Durio zibethinus is the source of this 578-nucleotide messenger RNA. The record is from RefSeq and is a predicted model, not a curated record. NCBI's taxonomy places the organism in Eukaryota, Viridiplantae, Streptophyta, Magnoliopsida, Malvales, Malvaceae.
GAAUAUAAACAUUUUUUUUGGUAUUUCCCUUCUUGGUGAAUCAGGUUUGAGAGAGUUGUUUAAACUCAGUCCAAUUCUUUACCAUUUGCUCGAGGUCAAUAAAAAGUCAAGUGCUGAUUUCUUUAAUUGUGAUCUGCUAUAUAAAACUGAUAGAUAUGGCUUUAAUUUUGUAGUAGACUUUAUCCUUCUUUUGUCUGAAAGGUUUUUUACUUUACUGCUUAAAUCUACUCACGCUUUUUGAUGGGAACUAAACCAGGUUAUGCGUCUUUGGUCAUUGGACGGCUACAACUGUGUGGAAGAAUAUCACAUUCCUGAUACUUUCUCCCUAGUUGACUUUGAUUUCGAUAAGAGCAAGAUUGUUGGUUUGCUUGGUUCACGUGUAGGCAUAUGGAGAUGUAACGGGAAAAGAAGUAUAUUUCCCUACCGUGAAGGCACAUUCUCGAAAGGUGCAUUGAUCCGGAUCCUGUCACUGGAUGUGAGGUUGGAACUGCUUAUGUAUUUGACAUGUAUAGUAGGACAUGUCCUCGAAUUAUUAAGUAUGCACUGUGCUUGUUGAAUGGUCAGGAUGCAUGCCGGCC